Molecule: messenger RNA, 657 nt
Organism: Leptosomus discolor (cuckoo roller)
Lineage: Eukaryota; Metazoa; Chordata; Aves; Leptosomiformes; Leptosomidae
Source: RefSeq, a predicted model, not a curated record
AUGGUUCCAUUCCGAGGAAGUCACUGGCAGACUUCACUGCUGGCAUUCAGGGCAUCUCUCCCCGUGAGAGCACAACCAAAGAAGAAGAAGAAAGUGGAUGUAAAGAGAGAGCAAGCACAGAAAGAGCGUAUGAAAAAGAAGAUUAAAAAGUUGGAAAAAGCUGCCCCAGAAAUGAUUCCAAUUGAGGAUUUUGAAACACCACUUAAGUACUUGGAUAGCAACAGGGUGCGAAGCCUUUCCCCUCUGUCAUUUGAGGAGACUGAAAGAAGAGUUUUACUUAUGAAAAAGUGGUGUUUGUUUAAGCAGAAACAAGACAAGGCAGAAAAGAAAGCAAUUCAGACCCUUGUAGAAGCUCAGCAAGAGGCACUGAAGGAACUGCGCCUUGAAUCGGAGGAGCUGUAUCAGGCAGCAAUCAGACGAGAUGAGGGGCUUUUCCCCUUCGAGAGAGAUGGACCUAAUUAUACCCCAGCACUUCCUGGUUACGAUCCUCCUGAAGGAAAAUGCGUUGAUAUCACCAAAGUAUAUACCCAGUAACGGAGGAGUUUGUUGUUCAUCUGGCGUGAGCUACUCAGCUGACUGAAGGAGGAAAGAAUGGAACAAGAAUAAACAUUUCCUUCUGCAGGCUAAAACACUGUAGGUGUGUGACUGUAAAUAAAA